CCUGUGAACAAAAAGUUUUAAAAUACGUUUGCGGGUAGAUUUCUACCAUAGUCUGUGUGGGUCAGAAGUGAAUCUCAUCUUUGAUCUUUAUUUUCUAUUAUAUAAAUUAAAAUGUGUGAUAGUUCGAAUAUUAACUGCACAAGUAUAUUUACUGAUGUUGUACAUGAAGACAUGUUUCAAACGCAAUUUCAACGAUUCAUCUUCUGUGUCGUCGUUUUAAUUGUAACGAUGGCAAUUGCUAUUCUCUUCUCCAUAUUGCUACGAAUGUUAGAAAGAGGACAAAAGACGCGAAAUCCACAACAGAGACGAGCGUAUAUGGGCUCCCGGUCCCAGACCACUGUUCCAGCAGCGGAGCCUACAAUCUACGUCAGCCCAGCCAAUCUACCUCCACCACCUAAAUAUGAGGCGAUGGCGCCACCAAGCUACGAAGAAGUAGUUGGUAUUCACUACCCGAGCUACCAGCCUCCUGGCCAACCCAUCAACCAACCCAUUACUGCAGCACUAGCAACACAGAGCAAUACCAAUACAUCAGCUACGUCAAAUAUUCCUAACGUUGAUACUAGGGUCGCAGUCGACUCAAAUAACCCUACGAAUGUUUCACAUACCGUCAUUAACAGCACAACAACGAUAACUACUGUUGAUGAAACACGUCCAGUAGCCGCCUCCUCGUGAUUAUGGAAAUAUUUUUAAAUGGAUAAGGUAAAAUUCACCAAGAUUAUGUUAUAAUUUUGCAAUGUUUAACCUUGCGCAAAUCUCUUUAGAUUUGAUUAUUGUUAAUUACUGCAUUGACCCAAAUUUUUAUCAUAUUGUCAGAUAAUCUUGGUACUAUUUUACCUAGAGGCUAUGUAAACCUCACUUCGUGAUAUUUAAGAGGUUUACUGUAUUAUGUAUUUGUUUAAAUGUGGUAUUGAUGUAAUACAAUACAAUUGAAUUUCAAUACCUACUACCUCUUAUGUAUGGCAUUAAUGAUACAUUUUGAUAGAUGAACUUUUUAAAAUGUAAUUUAUGAAUGCCGUAGUGCCAAAGUUUGGCUUUUGAAGUUGCUGUAUUUUUGGGUUAUACUCAGAGUCGAGACUUAAAGCUUACUUAGACUUAGGUACCCAUGUCAAAAACGUAAUCGCAUUAAUGUUUGACUUGAAAUGUUACCCUAGCAAGUAUUUAAGUCAAUGUUUACCAUUUUGAGGCUAAUACAAUUAUGGUAUAUAAAUAUUCACUACGUUUGAGAUAACAAUAAUAAUUUUCAGUCUUUGAGGACGCAAGACUGAUUUUUAUUAAUUUCCCAAGUAUUAUUCGUAAACCAAUAGAGAGGACGUUUUGCAAUAUUUAAAUAUAGUAAUUUAAGGUCUAGAUGUAUAUUUUGUAAAAUAUCUAU
Messenger RNA from Pieris rapae (cabbage white), 1372 nucleotides. RefSeq lists its product as uncharacterized. Lineage: Eukaryota; Metazoa; Arthropoda; Insecta; Lepidoptera; Pieridae. The transcript has 3 exons. The coding region runs from base 112 to 672 and encodes 186 amino acids. The record is from RefSeq and is a predicted model, not a curated record.